Messenger RNA from Fragaria vesca subsp. vesca, 504 nucleotides. Its product is annotated as putative ribonuclease H protein At1g65750-like. The transcript is spliced from 2 exons. NCBI's taxonomy places the organism in Eukaryota, Viridiplantae, Streptophyta, Magnoliopsida, Rosales, Rosaceae. The record is from RefSeq and is a predicted model, not a curated record. Bases 1 to 504 code for a protein of 167 amino acids.
AUGGAUUGUGAUUACAACCUCCUUACUUGGAAAAAGCCUUCUGAAAAUUUUUACAAGCUCAAUGUGGAUGGUUUUAGAUCUUCAACAUCUGGAAAGAUUGGUUUUCAAAUUAAUCUUGGUAUUGGUGUCAUUGUGGAUGCUGAAGUCUGGGGCAUCUAUUUUGGUUUAAAACUUGCUAGAAACUUAAACAUUAUGCAUCUGGAGAUUGAGUCUGAUUCUGCCAUUCUCAUUAAUCUUCUCCAACGUGUUGAUCUCUCUUGUCAUCCUCUUGGAUCUCUCAUUGUUGGCUGCCAUUUUCUCAGCUCCAACAUGGAAAACACCAAAUUUAGUCAUAUAUUCAGGAAAUGUAACAUGAUUACUGAUUCCCUCGCUAAGAUGAGUAUCAAUCAUGCUCCUGGUCUCAUUAUUCUGGAAGAGCCUCCUAUCCAUGCUGUUUCUGCUUACCUUGAUGACUUGAAUGGUGUUGUUAGAGGUUGGAAAACUGGGGAUCUAGUUGCUUCUUAG